UUGGGGUUUUGCUUUAUGUCGUUUUCGGUUAUUUUCACAGGUCCUGUUGCCGAAGAUAUGUUUCACUGGCAAGCAACAAUAAUGGGUCCUCCAGACAGUCCUUAUGCUGGGGGUGUUUUCCUAGUUACCAUUCAUUUUCCUCCAGAUUAUCCCUUCAAGCCACCCAAGGUGGCAUUCAGAACCAAGGUAUUCCAUCCGAAUAUAAACAGCAACGGCAGCAUUUGUCUUGACAUCUUGAAGGAGCAGUGGAGCCCUGCUUUGACAAUUUCAAAGGUGUUGCUUUCAAUCUGCUCUCUGUUGACAGACCCAAAUCCCGAUGAUCCGUUGGUGCCGGAGAUUGCUCACAUGUACAAGACAGACAGGAACAAGUACGAGACAACUGCGAGGAGCUGGACCCAGAAAUAUGCCAUGGGCUAAGAUGGGAUGCUGUAUGUGUGAGGAAGGGCCAUUUUAUUCUAUUAUAGUAUGGUUUGUUAGCCUAAUGUAUGAAUAUUCCUGAAAUGGACUAAAGAGGUCCAUAAUCUGUGGCUUGAGAAAAGAAAAAAAAAAA
Molecule: messenger RNA, 550 nt
Organism: Morus notabilis
Lineage: Eukaryota; Viridiplantae; Streptophyta; Magnoliopsida; Rosales; Moraceae
Product: ubiquitin-conjugating enzyme E2 10-like
Exons: 3
Coding region: 16-417 (133 amino acids)
Biological process (GO): protein polyubiquitination
Cellular component (GO): nucleus
Molecular function (GO): ubiquitin conjugating enzyme activity
Source: RefSeq, a predicted model, not a curated record